This is a messenger RNA of Desarmillaria tabescens, 1296 nucleotides long. RefSeq lists its product as uncharacterized. The transcript is spliced from 4 exons. NCBI's taxonomy places the organism in Eukaryota, Fungi, Basidiomycota, Agaricomycetes, Agaricales, Physalacriaceae. The record is from RefSeq and is a predicted model, not a curated record. The coding region runs from base 1 to 1122 and encodes 373 amino acids.
AUGUGCAAUUUGGGCUUCGUCCAGUUUCUUACCAAAUCGCACGUCCAAACAAAAACACUCUAUGUUAUUUACGACAUCCUCGAAUACUGGGGAUACCUUGAAAGUACCUGCCCUGGGCUUAUCAACGACAUUCUUCAAGAAAUCAAGAACAGAUGCUCGGACACAGUGGAAUACAGUGCUAAUCUUCGCCGUCGAUGCAAGACCGCUGGACCGGAAUUGGAACACAAGAUGUCGAUGCUGCAAGCGGUAGUUAUCAGACAAUACAAAGAUUCCAACCCUAAGAAUAUCGUCAAAACUAUCACUUACGUCUUCAACGGAGGGUGUAUGAUAGGUGCCUUGGUCCUUGCUCUGCUUUACCUCUGGAAACCCGACGAGUCUUUAUAUGCUUCCUGUUUACAAUGGAUUGGGAUAAUUUGCGCCCACACAGUUAUUAUAACAAUUCAUAUACAUCCGUGCGCGCGCGAUUUUGCCCAAGACGUCAACAACUUGAACAUCAGCGCCUUCCAACUGAUUUGGGCUGUGAGAGACCUGGCAGAGCUACUGACCUGCAUAUCCGAGUCUGAGAAUCCAUCGUUACUUGAUAUGUUGCGUGCCGAGCGGUUCCUAAAAGCUUUCCAAGCAUCGGUGUGUCAUGUUUCUGUUCUUUCUAUCGUUCAUUUCAGCAACUACCCUAUCAAGUUCCUAGGAGGACGUGAAGAAUUAUCAAGGCUUCGGUCGUAUUUGCAGGAGUUGCCCAGCUGGACCGACAAAAACUUUUGCGCACACCAUUGGAACGACCCUGACAAUGUUCUGCUCCAAGGCCACUGUAUCGCUUAUCAGGCACCAUCGACGCGUGCUCAAGGCGUCUUUCCUCACAUUUCUCGACUCUCCAGUGUAGCAGCGACGAGCAUCUGCAUGAAGGUUUCGAGAAUGAUCUCUCGUGGUGACGACGGGAACAUCCAGACGGACCUAUCUCGGCAGAACCUUCGACAUCUCUCCAUUGUGAAACCGGAAGCCAGCACUGCUGCACCUAUUCCUGUCUCUACUGCUUCAGGAGAUGGCCUCUCAACGACGAAUUCCAGCCAAUUCCUGUCUGUCACACAGAUCGCGGAGGAUUCUGCACGAGAAAUGGAUGCUCGGUGACUGGUUCGGUGUAUGACUUGCUGCUAUUCUUCCUCGAACGUAAUUUUGCCUCUACUAGCGUGGUGUCCUUUUCUCUUUCUCUUCCUACGACGCGUUGAACUACAUAGGCUUGAAAUUGAUAUGUAUGGCUCAAACGAAAUGUAUUAUCAAUUUUUUUCGACUGGCAAGUAAGAC